CUAGUGUUGAAUCUAUGGAAUGUCAAAAUCAAGACGUAGAUUGCAGCGACGGAAAGAGAAUCAAGUUGGAUUCGUCGCACGACUCUAGAAUGGCAGCGUCCGGGCGGCAGUUUUUUGUCGGAGGCAACUGGAAAAUGAACGGCAACACGACUAGUAUUGACGGCAUUAUCUCAUUCCUAACGGAUGGCAGUUUGUCGGGGGAUCAGACUGAGGUUGUAGUCGCGCCACCGGCUAUCUAUUUGCAAUAUGUUCGUCAAAAACUGCUGGCUAGUGUGGCCGUUGCCGCUCAGAAUUGUUAUAAAGAAGCAAAAGGUGCAUUUACGGGGGAGAAUAGCGCUGAAAUGAUUAAAGAUGUUGGGUGUGAAUGGGUCAUCCUAGGCCAUUCAGAACGCCGCCACAAAUUUGGAGAAACUGAUGAGUUGAUUGGUGAGAAAAUUGCUCAUGCUUUGAAAGCUGGUUUGAAAGUGAUCGCCUGCAUUGGUGAAUUACUGUCUGAACGAGAGAAUGGGAAAACAACUGAAGUCGUCUUCAAACAGUCCAAAGCAAUUGCAGAAAAUGUGUCGGAUUGGAACGACGUUGUAAUUGCAUAUGAGCCUGUGUGGGCUAUAGGCACUGGCAAAACUGCAACUCCUGAUCAGGCACAAGAAGUUCAUCAUCAAUUGAGAGAUUGGCUGUCUCAGAACGUGUCUCCCGAUGUGUCUGCAAAGACGAGGAUUAUUUACGGCGGAUCCGUGACAGCGGCAAACGCCCACGAGUUGGCUUUGCAGCCCGACAUCGACGGUUUCCUUGUCGGUGGCGCUUCUCUCAAGCCUGACUUCGUGAAGAUUGUACAGGCAAGAAGCUCGUAGCACGAAACAGUAGGACCAAACGUUGCAAGUCACGUGAGUAGGCGUAGUUAGUCACGUGAAGUUCAUAAUUGCAAGAUACAUUAUCCCGUAUAUGAAUACCAUUGCUGUGACUUUCCCAUCAAA
Messenger RNA from Corticium candelabrum, 971 nucleotides. RefSeq names its product triosephosphate isomerase-like. Gene Ontology annotation, biological process: glycolytic process; glycerol catabolic process; glyceraldehyde-3-phosphate biosynthetic process. Lineage: Eukaryota; Metazoa; Porifera; Homoscleromorpha; Homosclerophorida; Plakinidae. The record is from RefSeq and is a predicted model, not a curated record. Gene Ontology annotation, cellular component: cytosol. Bases 15 to 848 code for a protein of 277 amino acids. Gene Ontology annotation, molecular function: triose-phosphate isomerase activity. The transcript has 9 exons.